Messenger RNA from Megalops cyprinoides (Indo-Pacific tarpon), 5269 nucleotides. Its product is annotated as receptor-type tyrosine-protein phosphatase mu-like. Gene Ontology annotation, molecular function: protein binding; protein tyrosine phosphatase activity. Gene Ontology annotation, cellular component: membrane. The record is from RefSeq and is a predicted model, not a curated record. Gene Ontology annotation, biological process: protein dephosphorylation. The coding region runs from base 155 to 4669 and encodes 1504 amino acids. Lineage: Eukaryota; Metazoa; Chordata; Actinopteri; Elopiformes; Megalopidae. The transcript has 35 exons.
GAUUCACAACCAAGAACGGGAGGACGGCGAGAAAACGUUUCAAGUACCUGACACGUAACUGCAAACAAAACAGGAUUAUUUUCAGUUGUCAUUGAGGAAGCGUUUAUCUGUUUUACCCCGGGAGCUGGGGGUAACCGUUCACGACACCCCCGCAAUGGAUAGGGUCAUAACUUGUUUCUUCGCUGCGGUCAGUUUGUUGGUUUCAGUUAGAGGACAAGUAUUUAAAGGUGACUGUGACUUUGAGCAGCCCUACACUGCGUGUGGGUACAGCCAGGGGAAGGAUGAUGACCUGGAGUGGGAGCAAGUCAAUACCAAUGAGAAGCCGUCCUCAGAUCCAUGGGUUCCAGCAGGUUCGGCCUUCAUGAUGGUGAACACGUCCGGCAGGUUCACAGGCCAGAGGGCGCAGCUGCUCACGCCGCAGCUUAAGGAGAAUGACACCCACUGCAUCAUCUUCCAGUACCUGGUGUCGGGCCGUGAGGGCACCAACCCGGGCCUCCUCAACAUCUACGUUAAGGAGAACAACAGCCCGCUGGGGGUCCCUGUGUGGAACGUAUCCAGGCCUGCCACUCGCACCUGGGGACAGGUGGAGCUGGCUGUCAGCACCUUCUGGCCCAACUUCUACCAGAUUGUGUUUGAAGUGGUGACCUCGGGACAGCGUGGCCUGCUCGCCAUAAAGGACGUGGUCCUCCAGGGUCACCAGUGCAUGAACACCCCGCACUUCCUGCACAUAAAGGGUGUGGAGGUCAACGCUGGGCAAACAGCCACUUUCCACUGCACCGUCAACGGCCGCCACCGUGAGAACUUCAACCUCUGGUUACAGGGCAUCAGUGGCCGGGAGGCCCCAAUGAAAGCAACCAAACCCUGGAACAACCGGCGCUUCAUCGGAACGUUCGAUGUGGAGAACACCACCAAGGGUGACUCUGGCCGCUACCGCUGCAUUGUCCACACAGACAAAGGUGUCGGGGUGUCCAACUACGGUCAGCUGACCAUAAAACAACCCCCGGUCCCGAUCGCACCGCCACAGCUGACUGCAGUCGGCGCCACCUACCUGUGGAUCCAGCUGAACGCAAACUCGAUCAAUGGGGACGGGCCCAUCGUGGAGAGGGAGGUGGAGUACCGCACUGUAUCUGGGACCAUGUACGACCUGCAGCCUGUGGACAAGACCACCCACAAGAUCGGCCACCUGGACCCCGACACCGAAUACGAGAUCAGUGUCCUGCUCACCAGGCCCCUGGACGGAGGCACAGGGGCCCCGGGGCCCCCCCUCCGCGCCCGCACCAAGUGUGCUGAGCCAAUGCACGGGCCCAAGAGGCUGCAGGUGGUGGACAUCCAGUCCAAGCAGAUCACCGUCCGCUGGGAGCCGUUCGGCUACAACGUAACCCGCUGCCACAGCUACAACCUCACCGCGCAGUACCGCUACCGGGCUGGUGCCAAGGAGGAGACCCGCGAGGAGGUGUGCUACGACACCCUGAGCCCUGCCCCCCAGCACACCAUCCGAAACCUGGCGCCCUACACCAACCUGAGCGUCAAGCUGGUCCUGCGCAACCCAGAGGGGGUCAAGGAGAGCGUGGAGCUCCAGGUGCAGACCGACGAGGAUGUUCCGGGGGCGGUGCCUCUGGAAUCCAUCCAGGGAAGCACCUAUGAGGAGAAGAUUGGCCUCAGGUGGCGGGAGCCAGUGCAGACAUAUGGCAUCAUCACGCAGUAUGAGAUCUCCUACAAGGCAGUGAGCUCGUUCGACCCGGAGUUGGACCUGUCCAAUCAGAGCGGGAAGGUUUUCAAGCACAGUAACGAGACGGCCCACAUGUUCCUGGGCCUGGUCCCUGGGUCCACCUACUCCUUCACCAUCAGAGCCAGCACAGCCAAGGGCUAUGGACCUCCCGUCAUCACACAGUUCACCACCAAGAUUUCAGCUCCCUCCAUGCCCGGCUACGAUCAGGAGACCCCGCUGAAUCAGACCGACAGCACGGUGACAGUCCUGCUGAAGCCGGCUCAGAGCCGCGGGGCGCCAGUCAGCGUGUACCAGGUGGUGGUGGAGGAGGAGCGGCCACGUCGGGCCAGGAGGGCGGCGGAGAUCCUUCGCUGCUACCCGGUGCCCAUCCACUUCCAGAACGCCAGCCUGCUCAACUCACAGUACUACUUCACGGCUGAGUUCCCCGCAGGGGGCAUCCCGGCGCCCCAGCCCUUCAGCAUCGGGGACAACAGGACCUACAGCGGCUACUGGAAUGCCCCGCUCCUGCCCCACAAGAGCUACAGCAUUUACUACCAGGCCGUCAGCUCCGCAAACGGGGAGACCAAAAUUGACUGUGUGCGCGUGGCCACCAAAGCCGCUAUAAUCGUGACACAGCUCACCACUCCCUACAUACGCAUCGCCCCGGCGGCUGGCGACAGCCAACUAACAGGGGCGGCCACCCGGAAGCCUGAUGCGGUCGAACCAGAGAAGCAGACCGACCACACGGUGAAGAUCGCCGGGGUCAUCGCUGGCAUACUGCUCUUUGUCAUCAUCUUCCUCGGUGUGGUGCUGGUCAUGAAGAAAAGAAGAACCUAUCACUCCUACACUUACUACCUGAAGCUGGCGAAGAAGCGUAAGGAGACGCUGAGCAGCACCAGGCAGGAGAUGACUGUCAUGGUGAACUCCAUGGACAAGAGCUACACGGAGCAGGGCACCAACUGCGAUGAGGCCUUCUCCUUCAUGGACACACACAACCUCAAUGGCAGGACUGUGUCCUCGCCAUCAUCAUUCACCAUGAAGACAAACACUCUCAGCACGACUGUCCCAAACUCCUACUAUCCAGACCCCUUUGUGCCAACCGCGAUUCUAGUGCCCAUUAAUGAUGAGAGCCAGACCAUGGCGAGUGACACCAGCAGCCUGGUGCAGUCCCACAGCCACUCGUAUAAGAAAAGAGAGGCGGUGGACGUGCCCUACCAGACCGGCCAGCUGCACCCAGCCAUCCGUGUGGCUGACCUGCUGCAGCACAUCACCCAGAUGAAGUGCGCCGAGGGCUAUGGCUUCAAGGAGGAGUAUGAGAGCUUUUUUGAAGGACAGUCGGCACCCUGGGAUUCGGCCAAGAAGGACGAGAACCGAAUGAAGAACCGAUAUGGGAACAUCAUUGCAUAUGAUCACUCCCGCGUGAGACUGCAGCCCCUGGAGGGGGAGACCACCUCUGAUUACAUCAAUGCUAAUUACGUGGAUGGCUACCACAGGCCAAACCACUACAUUGCUACUCAAGGUCCCAUGCAGGAGACAGUCUUUGACUUCUGGCGGAUGGUGUGGCAGGAGAACACAGCCACCAUUGUCAUGGUGACCAACCUGGUGGAAGUGGGGAGGGUGAAGUGCUGCAAGUACUGGCCAGACGACACAGAGAUCUACAGGGACAUGAAGGUGACGCUGAUCGAGACCCAGCUGCUGUCUGAGUACGUCAUCAGGACUUUCGCUGUGGAAAAGAGAGGGGCCCAUGAGAUCAGGGAGAUUCGGCAGUUCCAUUUCACCGGCUGGCCGGACCACGGCGUGCCCUACCAUGCCACAGGGCUGCUGGGCUUCAUCAGAAGGGUGAAGGCCAAGACCCCAGCCAACGCCGGACCCAUGGUGAUCCACUGCAGCGCGGGGGCGGGGCGGACCGGCUGCUUCAUUGUAAUUGACAUCAUGCUAGACAUGGCCGAGAGGGAGGGGGUGGUGGACAUCUACAACUGCGUUCGAGAGCUGCGCUCCAGGAGGGUCAACAUGGUCCAGACGGAGGAGCAGUACGUCUUCAUCCACGACGCUAUCCUGGAGGCCUGCCUCUGUGGAGACACCACCAUACCUGCCAGCCAGCUGCGCUCCGUCUACUAUGACAUGAACCGCCUUGACCCGCAGACCAACUCCAGCCAAAUCAAAGAGGAGUUCCGGACGCUGAACAUGGUUACCCCCACGCUGCGGGUGGAGGACUGCAGCAUCGCCCUGCUCCCUCGGAACCACGAGAAGAACCGCUGCAUGGACGUUCUGCCCCCUGACCGCUGCCUGCCCUUCCUCAUCACCAUCGACGGGGAGAGCAGCAACUACAUCAAUGCCGCGCUAAUGGACAGCUACAAACAGCCGUCUGCGUUCAUUGUUACCCAGCAUCCACUGCCAAACACAGUCAAAGACUUCUGGAGGCUGGUACUGGACUACCACUGCACUUCGAUAGUGAUGCUGAACGACGUGGAUCCAGCCCAGCUGUGCCCCCAGUACUGGCCUGAGAACGGGGUGCACCGCCACGGGCCCAUCCAAGUGGAGUUUGUGUCGGCCGACCUGGAGGAAGACAUCAUCAGCAGGAUAUUCCGCAUCUACAACGCGGCGCGGCCGCAGGAUGGAUACCGCAUGGUCCAGCAGUUCCAGUUCCUGGGCUGGCCCAUGUACCGGGACACGCCCGUGUCCAAGCGCUCCUUCCUCAAGCUCAUUCGGCAGGUGGAGAAGUGGCAGGAGGAGUACGAUGGAGGGGAGGGCCGCACUGUUGUGCACUGCCUGAAUGGAGGCGGGCGCAGCGGGACGUUCUGUGCCAUCAGCAUCGUGUGUGAGAUGCUGCGACACCAGCGGUCGGUGGACGCCUUCCACGCCGUCAAAACGCUGAGGAACAACAAACCCAACAUGGUGGAUCUGCUGGAUCAGUACAAGUUUUGCUAUGAAGUCGCACUGGAGUACUUGAAUUCUGGGUAACUUGCCUUGAAGCUCCAACCUCUUCUCCUGAGCUAUACUUGGAGAGAGAUUCAAGCUUCGGAUGCGGGUCAAGGACACGAGGGGCACUGCUCCCACGGGCAAACGGACAUUGGCAAUGCCCAUCUGACGUGACCCGUGUUUCCCCAAUCUCUAUGUACAGAAAGAAUUGACCAGACAAGUGUUUGCCUGUGUUUUUAUCUCAUCAGAGCUCCAUCCAUCCCUGCUAGCUGGACACCCAGGGGAGUGCGGAGUCACAUGACCUGCUUUUACUGUUUUUUUUUUAAACUCCCUUCUCGCCCGUGACCUUUGGUUGUUGCCUUUAUCCUCAUUGGACAGUGAGCGUAAUUUCCAUUCUAUUGUGGGGAAUGCAGUGUAGCGUAAUGUGUGUAUGUUAUUUUUUUUAUUAUUUCGUGAUUACAUUCGUUAACACAAAGCUGCAUGACGUAGCUGAAGCAAACCGCCAUUUUCAGUUUUCAAGACUUCAGAUGCUAAGUGUUGUGCUGUUAUUUCCAGUCAUCAUCGCAUCGGAGACAAAAACGUCAGUGUGGUCUACAUAAGAGCUUACGACAUGUCCAGUCAAAGAGUCCAAAGCUUUUGUUA